AUGGCGUCGAACAAGAAUACUUAUCCAGUCUCCUCCAAUUCUCGCAAGAAGUUGAAUGCUUUUCGCUACCAAGACGACGAUUUGCCUACGAAUUCGACAACGUCGAAAGAUGGGACCAAUGAGGCUCAUCGCAACAAGGAAAACCAAAGCUCGUGGUUGAAUGGUGUGGUGGAAUCAAUGCAGACGUCAACAGAUAGACCUGAACCAGCUGAACAGCCUGCAGCCCCAAACGCCGUGGCAGAAGCUUCGAAAGAAUCCAAACCGGCUAAGGAUUGUCCACAGACCCCCGGAAACCGAAUACCUCUGGCGGAUCUAAUCAGCAAUGCUGAAGACUCUUUCAACCCCGCUCCAGGUCCUGAAGUGACACCUGUUGAUCAUGUCAUUUGGCAGCAUAUUCCAGCCAGCUCGAAUCCCGACUCAUCAUCCCAAACACCGGCUGGUCGGAGGAGGAAACGACGACAUAGCUCCUCGCCCCCAGGAUCUCCAUCGAAAGACAAUUCAUCAAAAGUCCCAAAGGAGCCACUUGAUCUACAAUCAAUUCAAGCGCUCUUCAAGACUCCCCAGCACGAUCUGGCUACAGAGUUAUGGAACAAUUAUAUGGAUAAAAACAUGGUCGGGAACUCGGAAGAUCUUCCAGCGCCACGUCUUGCCAAUCUCCUCUCCUCUUCACCUCAGACCCCAGGAUCAGGCCGAACAAGUCGCGAAUCUUCCGGAUUAAGGCGCUCGAUUAGUUGUGCUGCUGAAUGGCCAACUUCUUGUGCGAAGAGAAGACGAGUUGUGCGACAAGAACCCAACUCAGGCCGAGGAAUAUUCUCACGCACAAACAGCAAUGUCCUGGAUUCGGGCAAAGGGAAAUCAUCAAGGAUCAAUUUUCUCCUUGACAAAAUUGAGCGAAGUCUUAAACCAGCUCAGCCAGCCGAAGCGGGCCCGCCGAACUCCUCCCCCUUGCGACAACGUCUCGACGCGGAACGAUGUCGUUCAUCUUCCCCGAUUGCUGAUAGAAAAGGCCAAGGGGACACCGCUGCAGCUCAAAAGCACUUAGCUGAACCUGAAAGCAACCCCGGUGUUAAUCUAGCGCCGAUCCUUGAAGGGUCUUCAUCGGAUUUUGGUGAUGAUGAUCUCGAUCAGGACUUCAUGGACUUGGCCGAUGCCUCAGAAGAUCCAUUCGUUUUCCCUCCCGCAAGCCGCGAUAGUGGCAAGGAGUUUGGCUCUUUUGGAUCUAGUUGGUCAAAGCUGGCCGCAGAGAAGCCAUCUUCGAGCAAUCUCAAGCAAUCAUCGACUACUGAUAAGGAUUCACACAUUGUGAACAACAUCCUGAAUAAAGAAACGAAGCCUGAUGAUUCAGAUGACUUCGAUGACGAUUACGGAGAUUUCGACGAUAUUCUUGCGGAGUGUGAUGAAAAGCCGGGAAAAAUCGAUUCAUGCAAACCUACUACUGUGGAGCAACAGACUGUGAAGAAGCUGGAACCAUCCCCUGUCCCCUCAAUGGUCCAAGUCCUCGCCAAGUCAGGCACACCAACACCCGCUGCUGCGGAUACGUUUUCUGAUGAUGAAUUUGACGACGAUUUUGACCUGGAUGCUAUUGAACAAUCCAUGAAGCAGACAGGUACAGAUGGAGCCUACAAUCUCAAAGAUCGCAAGGCUAUCAAGCGUUAUUCAAUCGUGGACAUCGCUGAAGGUGCGUAUGUGAAUUCAAAAGGACGUACACAGCCUGAGCAGGUCCUCUCGGUUGAAGAUGAAAAAACGAAAGCCCGCAAAGUCAUCGUACUGCGUGAGACUUGGUUCGAUACUCCCUGCAACAGGGACUCAACCCUUCAUUUGGUUGGAGAGUUUGACUCAUCUGGACUAUGCAUAGUGGAUAAUACCAACCACAUGGUUAUUCUUCACCCUGAUCAUCUCAUCUCCGCUACGGUUGUAGCGGACUCAAUUGACUGUCAGCGCCGUGCAGUCAUUCAAGAUCGUAUUAAGGCUUUUUCUCAACUUGAAGCACCACAAGUCUUUGGAACUAUCUUCCACGAAGUCUUUCAAGAGGCACUCAAAGCGAACCAAUGGGAUAUGAAUGCUCUUGGGUCCCUGGUAGACGUCGUUCUUCAAAGACAUAUUGAAGACCUAUACGCAAUCCAGAUGAGUGUACCCGAAGCCACUGAGAAUGUGAUGAGCAAAAUUCCUACGGUGCAAGCGUGGGCCGAUGUUUUCCUUCAUGCCGAACCACGAUCCAACUCUAUCGUUGAGGACCGUCAUAAUGCAAAACUCAAUUUGAGUAUCAGCAAACUGCUCGAGGUGGAGGAGCACAUCUGGUCCCCAAUGUACGGACUCAAGGGCAAUAUCGACGCUACAGUGCAAGUUGCAUGCAAUGGUGAAGACGGCAAGAGAAAUCUCGUGGUCCCACUCGAACUCAAAACUGGAAAACGAGAUACAAAUCAAGGGCAUAGAGCCCAAACGGCUCUUUAUACAUUGCUUCUCUCGGAUCGUUACGAUAUCGAUGUGACUUUUGGUCUGUUGUAUUAUCUCGAGCUCAACAAAACCUUCAGUAUUCGGGGCAUCCGACACGAACUACUCCAGAUGGUGCAAGUGCGCAACCGCUUGGCAGUUUACAUUCGCGAGAAAUUGCAGCUUCCCCCUAUGCUUAAAAGAGCUCGCAUGUGCAAUAGAUGCUAUGCGAAAACCCCUUGCCUCAUAUAUCAUAAGCUGUUAGAGGGAGGUGAUGGCGAAACAAGCGGCAUGGGGGAAGAUUUUGACGCAGUUACUAGCCAUUUGACCCAAAAAGAUCGCGAAUUCUUUAACAAAUGGGAUGAGCUUCUAACCAAGGAGGAGGGAAACUUGGCCAAGUUUCGACGCGAGCUGUGGACCUUACUGAGCAGUGAGCGCGAAUCUCUCGGUCGUUGUUUUGGAGACGUUGUUAUCGAUCCUCACUCAGCCUUUGAGGAUAAAAAUGGAUCCAGGAUCAAUCGCUAUCGUUAUACUUUUACUAAAAAGCAACCUUCUCCGGGCUUUACUUUCGCAGAGUCCCAGGUCACCGUUGGCGAACCAAUCGUUGUUUCUGAUGAAAAAGGACAUUUUGCCCUUGCCAAUGGCUAUGUCCUUCAAGUGAGCAGGCUGCAUAUCACUGUUGGUGUGGAUCGAAGUCUGCUCAACAGUCGAGCACGCACUGCCGGGUUCCACCCGGUCACAAAUCAGUCCUUCACGGGCAUCAUGGAAGUUGAAAAAGAUGGAGAUGAUGUGCUCGAAAACCCUCUUGAUGAACGGGUGACUUACCGAUUGGAUAAAGACGAGUUCAGCAAUGGCAUGGCCAAUAUUCGCAACAAUCUCGUCUGCAUGAUGGACAAAGAACUCUCUCAGGCAAGGCAUCUCAGGCGGCUCAUCGUCGAAGGCGAACCCCCAGUGUUCAAGCCUUCGUCGUCUGCAUACACCAUCUCCGACCCAGAAAGCCUCAAUGUUGAUCAAAAAAAAGCCAUUGAGAAGGUGAUGAGUGCCAAAGACUAUGCUCUUAUUCUAGGGAUGCCAGGAACCGGCAAAACAACUACAAUUGCCCAUCUCAUACGUGCACUCGUCGCACAAGGCAAGAGUGUUUUGCUGACGUCCUACACUCAUACCGCGGUAGACAACAUCCUGCUAAAGAUUCGCGAUGACAACAUUCGAAUCCUUCGUCUUGGUGCAGCCACCAAGGUUCAUCCAGAAGUACAAGAGUUUGUUGAUUUAGCAGCAACCCCCAAAUCGACCAUCGAGGAGCUCAAAGACUCUUACGAAAAACCACAAGUUGUGGCAUCAACAUGCCUGGGUGUUAAUCAUCAAAUCUUCAACCAGCGUAUCUUUGACUAUUGCAUUGUCGACGAAGCCUCACAGAUUACCCUUCCUGUAUGCAUAGGUCCUAUCCGCAUGGCGAGAUGUUUCAUUCUUGUCGGUGACCACUAUCAGCUUCCACCACUAGUCCAAAGCAAGGCCGCGGCAGAAGGCGGACUCGAUGUUAGUCUCUUCAAGCUGCUGUCCGAUUCCCAGCCUGAUUCAGUCGUCAACCUGGAGCACCAGUACCGCAUGUGUGAGGAUAUCAUGCUACUCUCAAACACGCUCAUCUACUCGGGUCGCCUCAAAUGUGGCACGCCAGAAGUCGCGGCCCGUUCAUUGCAAAUCCCAAACAUCGACGCUCUUGAACAAUUCCAUUUCGAUGAAUCUCAUACUUCCCAAUCUGUGCAUCAACAACAUGUGUGCCGGGGGCCAAAACACGGCAGCUGUUGGUUAGACGACUUGUUGGCACCAUCGGCAAAAGCACUGCUGGUCAAUACCGAUCCCCUUGGACCUGCAGCUCUCGAAACUCUGCAAGGACAACGAGUUGUCAAUUCCUUGGAAACUAUUCUAUGUACGCAGCUUGUCGAGGCAUUCAUUGCCUGUGGUAUACCGGCCCGAAACAUCGGUGUUAUCACCUUUUACCGCAGCCAGCUUGCACUUCUCCGACAUAGUCUUCGCCGGUACGCCCCAGAGCUAGAGAUGCACACCACCGAUAAGUUCCAGGGUCGCGACAAAGAGAUUGUGAUCCUCAGCUGCGUCCGCAGUAACUCAGAAAACCAUGUCGGUGAGCUAAUGCGUGACUGGCGUCGCGUAAACGUCGCCUUCACUCGUGCCCGCACCAAGCUCCUUGUCCUCGGCAGCAGAUCCACUAUGCGUGAUGGUAACGAACUCCUUCGUAAAUAUGUUCGCCUCGUUGAAAGCAAAGGCUGGGUUUAUAAUUUGACACCAGGCGCUGCCGAGAGUCACUCUUUCCAGUCUGACAUAUUGGACUCCUCACAAAUGCCUUUUGCGUCUCCGGGUGCCGCCAAGAAGAGAAGUCCUACUGUCAAGAAUGAAAACCAGUCCCGUGAGCCACUCAGCCCUCUCGGUUCGAGACAACCCGCUUCGAAUCUUCGAGUACCAGCAAAAAAAGGAGCAAAAUUGAUGAGUGGCAAAACAGUCCUGGGGAACAGACCCAUCCUUCAAGACAUUGUGAAUGAUACUAUUGGCUAA
Messenger RNA from Penicillium longicatenatum, 4995 nucleotides. Its product is annotated as bifunctional ATP-dependent DNA helicase/ssDNA endodeoxyribonuclease DNA2. Gene Ontology annotation, biological process: replication fork reversal. The transcript is spliced from 5 exons. Bases 1 to 4995 code for a protein of 1664 amino acids. Gene Ontology annotation, cellular component: cytoplasm. Gene Ontology annotation, molecular function: 5'-flap endonuclease activity; single-stranded DNA helicase activity. Lineage: Eukaryota; Fungi; Ascomycota; Eurotiomycetes; Eurotiales; Aspergillaceae. The record is from RefSeq and is a predicted model, not a curated record.